This is a messenger RNA of Homo sapiens (human), 4093 nucleotides long. RefSeq names its product ankyrin repeat domain 42 (gene ANKRD42). The coding region runs from base 960 to 1556 and encodes 198 amino acids. The record is from RefSeq and is marked validated. Lineage: Eukaryota; Metazoa; Chordata; Mammalia; Primates; Hominidae. The transcript has 6 exons.
ACUCGUUUCCAAGGCGACGGCCCUGCUGCCUCUCCAGCCAAGUGGCUGGAGUCGGGAGGCUGGAAAGAGACUCCGAGAAAGUACCAGCGGAAGGCGGCCGCCGCUACGGCGAUUCGCAGGGAGUAGCAGACGAAGACGGUGGCCGCCGCACUAGCCACCACGUGUGGAGGAUAAACGGUCUACACGGCCAUUCCGGCGCCGAGUCUAGGGAAAGAGUUAGCGACGACGGGGAAAGAAAAUGUGAAGAGAGCGACCGCCGCUCCAGGGUCGCUGCAGGAAGCCUAAGUGCAGACGCCGGCUUCUCCCGCAGUGACUUGAGAAGGGUCAGUGAAAACCUCGGCCACUGCCGCAGCGUCUCUAGGGAGAGAGUUAGGGGAGAUAGUGGCCACAGUCACAGCUGCUCUUGGGAGAGAGUUAGGGGAGACAGCACCUUCUGCAGCAGCGACGUGAAUUUUAGUGAAGUUGGAGGCCACCAAACUACCGACUCCAGGGGAACAGCCAGAGAAGACCGAGGCCUCCGCCUCAGUGGUCCUUGGGAGGGAGUCAGUGACAUUCGGGACCCGCGAACUAGUGACUUCGGGGAUAGAGUCAGUGACGAUCGCAGUCGCCGCUUCAGUGGCUCCUGGGAGGGAGGGAGUGUCGAAGGCGGCCACAGCGUUGGUAGUUCUUGGGAGGAAGUAAGUGGAGACCGCGGCUACGCAGCCAGCGACUCCUCUGGUGUGAGCGGCAGUGAAGACGCCAGCUACCGCUUCAGUGGCUUUUGGGAGAGAGAAAGUGAAGACGAAGGUUUCCGCUGCAGCUUCUGGGAGAGAGCAAGAGAGGACCUUGGGCCCCGUCCUAGUGACGACGGAGAAGAGGGCCGCUGCCGCUGCAGUGGCUCGUGGGUGAGAGCAAGUGAAGACCGCCGCAGCAUCAGGGGCCUGGACUCAACUCCUCCCCAGAGUCGGAGGUGUUGCGCCAUGCCCGGGGUGGCCAAUUCAGGCCCCUCCACUUCCUCUAGGGAGACUGCAAACCCCUGUUCCAGGAAGAAGGUGCAUUUUGGCAGCAUACAUGAUGCAGUACGAGCUGGAGAUGUAAAGCAGCUUUCAGAAAUAGUGGUACGUGGAGCCAGCAUUAAUGAACUUGAUGUUCUCCAUAAGUUUACCCCUUUACAUUGGGCAGCACAUUCUGGAAGUUUGGAGUGUCUUCAUUGGCUGCUCUGGCAUGGAGCUGAUAUCACACACGUAACAACGAGAGGUUGGACAGCAUCUCACAUAGCUGCAAUCAGGGGUCAGGAUGCUUGUGUACAGGCUCUUAUAAUGAAUGGAGCAAAUCUGACAGCCCAGGAUGACCGGGGAUGCACUCCUUUACAUCUUGCUGCAACUCAUGGACAUUCUUUCACUUUACAAAUAAUGCUCCGAAGUGGAGUGGAUCCCAGUGUGACUGAUAAGAGAGAAUGGAGACCUGUGCAUUAUGCAGCUUUUCAUGGGCGGCUUGGCUGCUUGCAACUUCUUGUUAAAUGGGGUUGUAGCAUAGAAGAUGUGGACUACAAUGGAAACCUUCCAGAACCUCCUUAGAUCCCUGUGGAGCCUCUGAUUCCUUGGCUUGGCAUGCUGGACUUACAUAAUUUGGCACCUACCUACCUGCAUGGCCUCAUCUUUCUAUAUCUUUACACUACUGUCCAGGAUCAUUUUGUUUUUUUCUGAAGGUCGUCUUUCAGUGUUCAUUUAGUGAAGUCUUUUGGUAUGAACUCUUUCAAUUUUUGUGUAUCUGAAAAUUUAUUUUGUUCUCAUUCUUUUUACUUUGUAUUUUGUAAGUUUUUUUUUUUAAAGUAAAAUUUAAAUUGAAGUCUCAAAAAACAAAAAGCCCCUCUCUCGGCGCUGCCUACGGAGGUGGCAGCCAUCUCCUCCUCAGCAUCAUGGCCACCCUCAGACCCCUUGUGAAGCCCAGGAUCAUCAAAAAGAGAACUAAGAAGUUCUUCCGGCACCAGACUGACUGAUAUGUCAAAAUUAAGUGUAACUGGCAGAAACCCAGAGGUAUUGACAACAGGGUUCGUAGAAGGUUCAAGGACCAAUCUUGAUGCCCAACAUUGGUUGUGGGAGCGACAAAAAAAACAAAGCACAUGCUGCCUACUGACUUCUGGAAGUUCCUGGUCCACAACAUCAAGGAGCUGGAAGUGCUGCUGAUGUGCAACAGAUCUUACUGUGCUGAGAUGUUUCCUCCAAGAACUGCAAAGCCAUCGUGGAAAGAGCUGCCCAGCUGUCCAUCGGAGUCACACCAACCCCAACGCCAGGCUGCGCAGUGAAGAAAAUGAAUAGACAGCUCAUGUGCAUGUUUUGUGUUUAAAUAAAACUGUAAAAACUGCAAAGAAAAACCAAAAAACAACAACAAAAAAUUAUUUUGUGUUAGGCUUCCUUCGCUUUUUCAGACUGCUUUCAAUUUCCAUUUUCACAUAUGGUAUUAUUAGUUUUUUUUUUUAGUUUUAGUCUUUCUGAUGGAUGUAUCUCAUUGCAGUUUCAAAUUUACAUUUUUCCUGAUGACUAAAGAUGUUGAACAUCAUUUCGUACGUUUAAAGGCUAUUUGGUUUUUUUGUGUGUGUGAUGUACUAGUUCAAAUCUUUUGCCUAUUGGCUGUUAGAGUGUGUCUUUUUCUUAUUGAAUCAUAGGAGUUCUUUAUAUAUUCUAGAUACAAGCCCUUUGUCAGUUACGUUUAUUACCAAUAUCUUUUCAUGCAAAUAUCUUUCUAAUCUUUCUACUUCAUGGCUUGCUCUUUCAUUCUUUGGUAUUUUUUGAUAAAUGAGGUUUUAAUUAUUUUUUUUUUUUGAAAUAGAGUCUUGCUCUGUCGCACAGGCUGGAGUGCAGUGGUGCAGUCUCGGCUUGCUGCAACCUCUGCCUCCCGGAUUCAAGCGAUUCUUCUGCCUCAGCCUCCCGAGUAGCUGGGAUUACAGGUGUGCACCACCACGCUUGGCUAAUUUUUGUAUUUUUAGUAGAAACAGAAUUUUAGCAUGUUGGCCACGCUGGUCUUGAACUCCUGACCUUGUGAUCCACCCACCUCGGCCUCCCAAAGUGCUGGGAUUACAGGUGUGAGCCACCGCGCUUGGCCAGAGGUUUUAAUUUUAACGUAGUCCAUUUUAAUAAUCUCUUCCUUUGUAGUUAGUCCUUUCUGUACUUUCCCUAUUUUGUGAUCAUGAAGACAUUCCUUUAUGUUAUCUGUUAGAAAUUUUAUUUAUCUUUCAUAUUUAUAUUCCCAAUCCUCCUAGAACUGACUUUUCCGUGUGUAAUACAAGGUAGGGGUCAGUUUUAUUUUUGUAUUGUCCUUUAUCAAAUAUACUUGAUCAUUUUUGUUGGUCUUGUCUGGUCAUUAAAAAAUCCAAUUGUUUCUUUAAACAUGUAUGAUUAUUUUAUUUAUAACCAGGUAGAGUAUUUAUAAUAAUAUAGAUGUUAAGAAAGAAUGUGGCCUUAGGUCUAGACUGCUUGUGUUCAAAUCGCUCUCAUAAAAUUAUUUUUUAUUGAUAAAUGUACAUAUUUUUGGUGUACAUGUGAUAAUUUGAUACAUUCAUUUGUAUCAAAUUUGAUAAUGUAUAAAGAUCAAAUCAAGGUAAUUGGGGUAGCCAUCCCUUAAAUAUUUCUUUUAUACUAGGAACAUUUGAAUUAUUUUUUUCUAGUUAUUUUUAAAUACACAAUAGAUUAUGGUUAACUAUAAUCACCCUACUGAUCUGUCAAACACUAGAUCUUAUUUCUUCUACUCAAUUGUAUAUUUAUACCCAUUAAUCAACUUCUGUUCUUGCUCUCUCCGUGCUACCCUUCUGGCCUUUGGUAAUCGCCAAUCAAUCUACUCUCUAUCUUCAUGAGACCAGCGUAUUUUAGCUCCCACAUAUGAAUGAAAACAUAUAAUAUUUGUCUUUCUGUGCUUGACUUAUUUUACUUAACAUAAUGACCUCCAAUUCCAUCCAUCUUGUGGCACUGACAGUAUUUCAUUCAUUUUUGUGUGAAUUAUAUUUCGUUGUGAAUAUACAUUACAUUUUCUUUAUCCAUUCAUCACUGAUGUGCACUUAGGUUGAUUCCAUAUUUUGGCUAUUGUGAAUAGUGUGUUAAUAAACAUGAGAGUGCAGUUA